AUGAACACAAGAGAAUAUCAUAAAACCAAAGCUAAACUAUACGACCACCUGGACAUGUUUCCGAAUAUGGUAGAGAGCAUAUCACAGCUGAUAUCCUCCGAGAAUGACCCCAAACUCAGCACUGAGGAAAGAAAUCUCUUUUCUGUGGCCUUCAAAAACACAAUCGACCCAAUGAGGACAGCCUUCCGUCAACUCAGUCGACUGAGAGACACCAACACAGAAGAAGUCACGUGCGAAAUAAUAUCCGAAGUACUCAACCAACAAAAAGAAGAAAUUGUAAAAAUAUGUAAUAAAAUAUCGGACAUUGUUCGAACACUUCUCCUCAAUGACCAACUCACUGACGAAAAUCGAGUUUUUUACUGCAAAAUGAUCGGGGAUUAUUUGAGGUACAAAGCCGAGCUCAAGACGGAGGACUACCCUCGUACCCUUCAUGGUCUCAGU
Messenger RNA from Octopus sinensis (East Asian common octopus), 441 nucleotides. Its product is annotated as 14-3-3-like protein GF14-E. The transcript is spliced from 2 exons. NCBI's taxonomy places the organism in Eukaryota, Metazoa, Mollusca, Cephalopoda, Octopoda, Octopodidae. The record is from RefSeq and is a predicted model, not a curated record. Gene Ontology annotation, biological process: signal transduction. The annotation marks the transcript as partial. Gene Ontology annotation, cellular component: cytoplasm.